GGCCUAGCGCCUAGGUGUGAUUUUUGCAACACUGAUCACUGGUCUUUUCUAACAAAUUUUACCAUUGCGACCAGUUAAGCUGUCCAUGCAGGCAGCACUCCACAAUUUCUUAUGAAGUCGAUAUGAGGUCAUAAUAUGUGAUCCCAAUCUUCAUAAAAAGCAUGCUUUGUUUACUCUUUGCAGGCAACCAAAGAACAGAUGAAUCCAGGUUUUGGUAGGUCAUGGUGGUUAAGAAGAAUGACAUGGAACAGGUUCAGAGUUGGAACUCACCCAAAACACCAAAUCAUCUCUCUCUCUCUCUCUCUCUCUAGCAAAACAAUGGCAGAAAACGAGGAUGUUAUCUGCUUUGAAGAAGGCAUCUCCUGGCUUCCUUCGCAUGUUGUCGACGAAGCUUGUCAUCAUCACCAUUAUCAACAAAAGGCUCAGUUUGGGUAUCCAAAAAGCCGACAACAUCGUCCGAUGCUCUGUCCGAGUUACUCAAGAUGUUCCCAGAGAACAAGACAUCCACCGAACUGCACGGCGGCGGUGGUGGCCGGAGGACGAGGAAUGCAGGCCAUCUUCCUAGAUUCCGGCAGGUCAUGUAGCGGGACCGGCGUUUUCCUUCCUCGUCAAACCGGGACCAAUGGCGGCCAUUAUGCAUCAACUAAGCAUGUUCGUCCUCCUCCUCCAGUUCUCCUCCCUGACCGCGUUGUUCAAGCUCUCAAUCUCAAUGUGCAUGAACUGGGCAUGCAAAUUAAGCCAUGCAGAGAGAGUGUAAAAAAUGUGAAAGGAAAUAAGGACUACAACAAUAGAAAGAAAGCUAAUGAAUGUCACUCGCCUGAGAUAUUUCUUCCCAAGGAGUGGACUUACUAGAUAUAUAUAUCCCCUUGAACAUAUUAUAAAGAGUAAGUCUUGUGUGUGAGAUAUGUCUCACAUGAAAUGUGUAAUAUUUUUAAGUUGUAAU
This is a messenger RNA of Ipomoea nil (Japanese morning glory), 943 nucleotides long. RefSeq lists its product as uncharacterized. The transcript is spliced from 6 exons. Bases 199 to 852 code for a protein of 217 amino acids. Lineage: Eukaryota; Viridiplantae; Streptophyta; Magnoliopsida; Solanales; Convolvulaceae. The record is from RefSeq and is a predicted model, not a curated record.